Messenger RNA from Mercenaria mercenaria, 559 nucleotides. RefSeq names its product CD209 antigen-like protein A. The transcript has 3 exons. Lineage: Eukaryota; Metazoa; Mollusca; Bivalvia; Venerida; Veneridae. Bases 95 to 544 code for a protein of 149 amino acids. The record is from RefSeq and is a predicted model, not a curated record.
AUUUAAGCAUAUAAGUGCCGAACAUUUUUGAACGGCAAUCAUUAAAACUCCCGUAUCAGUUUCGUUUAGUCCUAUAUCAGUUUUGAAGCACACAAUGAAAUUUCUAGGAGUAAUUUUGAUUAUGUUACAGGUAUAUUUCAGCAACGGAGAGGAAGCUCACUGUUCUAGAUACCACUACGAGGAGCAAACAUUAGCUAAAAUAGUUAGGAUGGAGCACAGGCUGGAAGAGUUAGAAAAACGCAGAGAUGCUGACCUGACCAAUAGACACUGUCCGGACGGAUGGGUCACAUUUCAAGGAUCAUGCUAUUUGUUUUCUCAAGCUGACGUCAGCUUUUUUGAUGCUGAGGUGCUAUGUAGUCAGACUGGUGGGCACCUCGUACGAGUCGAAAGCGAAGUAGAGAAUAACUUCGUUAAACAUUACCUGAAACAACUGAAAAGUAAGAAAUUAUUGAACUAUUUGAUUUCUGAAAAUACUGAUAUACAAUCAAACCUGUCCACAAAAUGCACCUUUUCUGCCAUUUCGUUCAGGGCUGGUAUUCACUAAGCCCCUAAGGGAAAA